This is a messenger RNA of Darwinula stevensoni, 1884 nucleotides long. NCBI's taxonomy places the organism in Eukaryota, Metazoa, Arthropoda, Ostracoda, Podocopida, Darwinulidae. The record is from the annotation of a GenBank genome assembly.
AGUGUGCUCUGAAGCGUACCGUCUGAAGAGAACCAGUGGAAUAAAUUUCCCCGUCAGAGGGGGAUUCCGACAAUGAGGAAAGUCGACCGCGACCCUUCGACCCCGACUGAGAGAAAGGGGUGGGUCGAGGCAGACAUCCAGUUCGAGGACGAAGGGGGAGAGAUCGCCGGGGUCAUACCCGUCACGGAGAGGUUCCUCGGCAGGUGGACCGGACACGGCUUGACUCGAGUGGCAUAUAAGGAUUCCUCCUGGUUCAGAAAACUCUGCUGGCUUCUCCUCUUCUUGGCUGCUGCAGCGUACUUGGUCGUCGAAGCGAUGGAAGCCAUCAACCUAUACCUUCAGUACCAAAAGGCGACAUCGAUCACGCUGGAUCAGAAGAAGAGUAUCGCCUUUCCUGCCGUGACCGUGUGCCCCUACGGUCCCCUGCGGAAAGAUCUGACCGACGACUCCACGCUGACCAGAUUCAAGAACCUCUUCAGGCUGAACGACGACCUACGGACCGCGAUCGGGCAGUCGGCGCCACUCGACUCCUCGUGUUCUCGGGCGGGGAACGGCUCCAGUCCGGCCUCUAACGAUACGGCAUGCUCGGUCGGCAACGCAGGAACGGCGACGAGCUGCGUCAAGCCCUUCGCUUACCUCAACCAUGGCACGGUGGAGAUCAACGGCACGACAUACAGAACAGAUGAUUACCCUAGCAUGUUGCUGCUUACCAACCUCGCACUGGAAGACUUCCGCUCGUUCCUGGCACUGGCGGAUGAUUCCGGCAUCAUCUCCCCCAGCGCGCUCGUACCCGACUGCACUUUCGGGGGGGCACCGUGCGGGCCAGAGGAUCUCCAGUGGGUGACGGACCCCUACUACGGGAAGUGUGUGUCCUUCAACUACCGGGGAAACAAGACGACGGAACGCGCCGGCUUAUUGCACGGACUCCACCUCCGGCUGUCCUGGAACGGCUCCGACCCCCUGACCCUCCUGUCCCCGGCCGAAGGAUUCCGUCUGGUCCUGCACGACCCGCAGCUGCCUCCCGACCCAACGACGGAGGGCUUGGACGCGGCGCCGAGGAAGAAUUCCCACGUGGCCGUGAGGAAGACUCAAGUGAAUCGACUCCCUCCGGAGAACGGCGGGUCGUGCUCCCCGGAUUCCUACCUCGGCGACAGGUUCAACGGGCUCUUCACGAAGAGUAACGAGACGAAGUACUCCGAGAAGCUGUGCCUGGAACUAUGCAAGAUCGAAAAGAUUCUGAACGAAACCAAAUGUUAUUACAAGUCCCCCCUUCUGCAGGACUUAUGGAAUUCCUCCAAUUACUGCAAUGAAUCAAAGCGAAUGAUCCACGACGAUCCUCCCCCACCCCCUUCCAAAGGUGCAUUCCGAGCCGUGCAGAAACCGCAACGCUUCGACGCUUCGGUCGACCAGCCCCCCUGCGGCUGCUCCAUCCCCUGCAGUCAGAACAGGUACUUCUGGUCGCUGUCGUCCGUGGACUUGAUCCCCGAGAACGAGAUGCUCUCGGACCUCGUCGAUUGGCUGAAGAAGCAGAAGGGGCUGGGACUCGACGAGAGCCAGCUCGAAAAUAAAACAUUCUGCCUUCGACGCGGAAAGUUGGAGAAUGCGGCCGUUGUGAACGUCUACUACGAAACGAUGAUCGUGGAGACCUACGGGGAAUCGCCGGGAUUGACAUGGCUCGUCUUCGUCGGAGUCCUGGGCGGGUGGAUGGGACUCUUCGUGGGGAUGUCGUGCAUGUCCCUCUUCGAAGUCCUGGAAUACGUCGUCGACUUUCUGCUCUAUGCCUGGAGGGCGCCUCGCCGCGACAAGAUGGGACCGAGGCGGAGGGCCGUUCUCACCCGUGAGGACGCUUUUCUCAUUCCGAUCGUGGCCUUAAUUCUUGCCUGA